AUGUUGUUCAUAUUUAAAAUAGAUGCUCUGAAGUGCAAUGUGUGCAGCUCCACCACAAUCAAUGGCGCAUGCAACCAGUCAUCCCAAACCUGCCAGGCACCCCUUGAUACCUGCAUGACCACUGUGGACACAUUUUGCAAAAUAAAGGCCAUAGGGAAGUAUUGCACCAGUGCAAGGACCUGCAAAGGAGCAGCGUCAGGGGCCUCAGUGGAUGCGAAUGGCAAUGGGAACCAAGUCACCUGUUGCUCCAGUAACCUUUGUAACAUCAACGGAGCGACUGGUGUUGGGCUAAGCACACUACUGACUCUGGCUGUGUGUUUUAGCCAUGCUGUGCUCAGCAUUCUCUGGCUGCUCUGA
Messenger RNA from Oncorhynchus masou masou (cherry salmon), 357 nucleotides. RefSeq names its product prostate stem cell antigen-like. The transcript is spliced from 2 exons. Lineage: Eukaryota; Metazoa; Chordata; Actinopteri; Salmoniformes; Salmonidae. The coding region runs from base 1 to 357 and encodes 118 amino acids. The record is from RefSeq and is a predicted model, not a curated record.